AUGCCAGCACUGGAAACCUGUUCAAAGAACCUCCGACCCAUAGAGUCUACUCUCCAGCCACGUGGACUAAAUCACCAUGCCUACGCAACCCUCGACAUGGAUAAAACACAUCAGUUCUGGACGCAUGUCAUGGGUUGCAACUUCUUAGGAGCUUACAGCUUCUUAGAUGAAGCCGGCCACGACAAGCCCAUUCCCGACAAAUACAUCCAUGCUCUCUAUGGCAUGGCCGAUGGGUCCGCCCUGGCUUUCUUUGAACUCCAGAAUGGUUACAUCAAGAGCGAUGAUGGCAUACCCAAAUACACAAAGCAUCUCGCUCUCUCGUGCGACAGUCUUGAGCAGGUCACGGCUUGGAAAGCGCAUUGGGAAGCUUGCGGAAUGGAAGUUCUGGGAGAAAUAGAUCAUGAGGGUAUUUGGCAGUCUGUGUAUACCACGGAUCCGUCCGGGGUGAUCAUUGAAAUGACUUUCCAAUCUCAUCGCUUUGAUGAGAACGACCACGUGGAAGGCUUGGAGGUUUUGAAGGCAUGGCGGAGGCAGAAGGACCAGUACCUUGAAUCGAAGGAUGUCGUAUAG
Zasmidium cellare ATCC 36951 is the source of this 570-nucleotide messenger RNA. RefSeq lists its product as uncharacterized. The transcript has a single exon. The coding region runs from base 1 to 570 and encodes 189 amino acids. Lineage: Eukaryota; Fungi; Ascomycota; Dothideomycetes; Mycosphaerellales; Mycosphaerellaceae. The record is from RefSeq and is a predicted model, not a curated record.